AUGAUUGGUUUGAGUGGCACGGGGGAUUGGGUUGCAGCGAGUGCAACUGCAAGGUACAUCACCUUCUGGAGACGUUACAGGACUGUGUGGGCAAAAGUGUUGCGCUUUUUGCCUCCAUCAACACAUGGAACAUGUGAUUCCUGCGUUGACUUCAAGCAGAGGUUCAGGAAAGCUGUGGACGCUCAAUCCAAAUAUGAGACUGCGCGCGAGUACAAAUGUCACCUUGACUUGGUUGCCGCAGACCGCCAGUUGGAAGAGUUUCUUCACGCUCAAAGCCCCCUUGAGGAUGAGACUGCGCCGUUGGCUGUGACCUGGGCACAUGGCAGCCAACAAAUGUUUAACCCGUGUGGCGCCAGGAAACUCAGAGGCAUCUUGGAACGCAUCAACAUCCGCAAAUGGAUUGGGGAAAAGGCGCAAGUGAAGGUGCAGUUGCUUACUAGCUGUCGUGACUGGACAGGUUGGUUGAACGCUUCUCUGCCAGUGACCUUCCAGGGCGGCAUGAAGUCAGACGAGACUGGAUUUCAUGCUUUCAUGUUCAUGAAGAGAAAAGCCCUACCUCGGAAUGUGGCGAUAUCCUAUGACCAGAGGAAUGGAGUGAUCCUACCUCAUGACCUGGAUGUGGUUUGCUUGGUGAAACGGAAUGCUGCCGAUCACACUUUGGCGCAAGAAGCAGUGCUGGCCAUGCCCUACAACUUUGCAGUUCCCAUCCUCAAUGCUGCCCCAACUGUGGCCCGGCCUCUCAGACCAGUGGAGCAGGCAAAGGCCAAGAAGUACCUGGAGCUGUGCAGGCUCUUGCUUCGGAGGUUUCCUUCCGACACCAUGGGGAGGGCAGUUGAAUUUUUAUUGAGCCUGGUGGAAAACCCAAUUCCAGGACCGUUGCCCCCAAUGCCAUGGUUUACCACAGCCACCCCUCCUGAUAAUAUUCAGGUGGCUGUGCCACGAGUUGCUCGUAGGUUGAUGCCUACUAUGAGAUUCGAAGUCCGUUUUGCUCGGCGAGGGUAA
Messenger RNA from Cladocopium goreaui, 1002 nucleotides. The record is from the annotation of a GenBank genome assembly. Lineage: Eukaryota; Dinophyceae; Suessiales; Symbiodiniaceae.